This is a messenger RNA of Oppiella nova, 1776 nucleotides long. NCBI's taxonomy places the organism in Eukaryota, Metazoa, Arthropoda, Arachnida, Sarcoptiformes, Oppiidae. The record is from the annotation of a GenBank genome assembly.
AUGAUAUCUGUGUUACUGUGUAUGGGAGUCACGAUUCCCGAGUCCAUGGGUUUGGGUGGCGGUGCCUUAAUACUCAUUUAUAACGUGAAGACAAACAAGUCGGUUGCCAUAAACGCCAGGGAAAAGGCACCGGCAGCCGCAUAUCCCAAUCUGUACAAAGACCGGGGACACGCCAACUCAGUGGACGGGCCGCUAGCCAUUGGAGUACCGGGAGAGCUGCACGGAUAUUGGCAUAUGGAAAAGGCACCGGCAGCCGCAUAUCCUAACCUGUACAAAGACCGGGGACACGCCAACUCAGUGGACGGGCCGCUAGCCAUUGGAGUACCGGGAGAGCUGCACGGAUAUUGGCAUAUGUUUACAGAGUAUGGCAGUAAGAAUGUAGCAUGGUCAGAGUUGUUUGAAGGGGCCAUUGGUCUCUGCAAUAACGGCUUUCCUGUGAGCGAACACCUGGGCUCUUGUUUGACCCAAAAGGAGAGUUAUAUCCUGAAACACACGGCCCUCAAGGAUGUCUACGUAAACCCUGAGACCCAGAAAAUCUAUAAACAGGGAGAAACUAUGAAACAAUUAACUUUAGGACAGACUCUGAAAAGGAUAUCAGAAUCCGCGGAUCCGGUGAAGUUAUACUACGAAGAGAUCUCUAAGACAUUAGUAGAAGACAUUGAGAACAGUGCCAAAGACUGGGAUGUCUUGAAUAAUACCCAACCUAUCAUUACUGUCAAAGACUUUCUGGACUAUCGGCCGGUUAUUAGCGAUGCGGUUCACGUCCGGUUUGAUGUGAACAACAAAUUGGAAAACAAUUUAAUGCUUCACUCAAACGCCAGGGAAAAGGCACCGGCAGCCGCAUAUCCUAACCUGUACAAAGACCGGGGUCACGCCAACUCAGUGGACGGGCCGCUAGCCAUUGGAGUACCGGGAGAGCUGCACGGAUAUUGGCAUAUGUAUACAGAAUAUGGCAGUAAGAAUGUAACCUGGUCAGAGUUGUUUGAAGGGGCCAUUGGUCUCUGCAAUAACGGCUUUCCUGUGAGCGAACACCUGGGAUCUUGUUUGACCCAAAAGGAGAGUUAUAUCCUGAAACACACGGCCCUCAAGAAUGUCUACGUAAACAAUGAGACCCAGAAAAUCUAUAAACAGGGAGAAACUAUGAAACAAACUCUGAAAAGGAUAUCAGAAUCACCGGAUCCGGUGAAGUUAUACUACGAAGAGAUCUCUAAGACAUUAGUAGAAGACAUUGAGAACAGUGCCAAAGACUGGGAUAUCUUGAAUAAUACCCAACCUAUCAUUACUGUCAAAGACUUUCUGGACUAUCGGCCGGUUAUUAGCGAUGCGGUUCACGUCCGGUUUGAUGUUCACAACAAAUUGGAAAACAAUUUAAUGCUUCACUCCUUCCCACUUCCCGGAAGUGGAAAUGUGUUGUCAUUCAUAAUGAAUGUGAUGCAGAGAUACCCGGAUUUGUAUCCAAACAGCGCCGACAUUCUGAAGGAUUCCGUGCUAUUCUAUCACAGACUCAUCGAGACCUAUAAGUAUGCGUUCACUAAGAGAUCCCAUUUAGAGGACAGUGAGACCAGCAAAGUAUUGGAAGUGUUGGAACAGUUGAGGUCCAAUGAAUUCGCUCAGAAUGUGAGCGCUUAUAUCGAUGACUCGCAAACAUUUAAAAGUGACUCCGGUCAUUACGACAAAACACCCGUCUUUAUGUCUGAAGAUCACGGAACAGCCCACGCGUCUGUAGUGGACUCUCUCGGCAAUGUUGUGGCCGUCACCACAACUGUUAACACAUAG